Molecule: messenger RNA, 1970 nt
Organism: Perca fluviatilis (European perch)
Lineage: Eukaryota; Metazoa; Chordata; Actinopteri; Perciformes; Percidae
Product: ELAV-like protein 1
Exons: 8
Coding region: 182-1303 (373 amino acids)
Cellular component (GO): ribonucleoprotein complex
Molecular function (GO): RNA binding
Source: RefSeq, a predicted model, not a curated record
AUGUGGUCUCGCGAUACCUCCCUCAGCGGGCCGUGAGUUUGUUUCCUUUGUGUGGAGCGGAGAGCAGCUAACACGCAGCAGUUAAUCUCCCGCUAUUAACGAAGUUUGUUGGCUCAUUAUCGGCACCAAGUCCCCCAUAUCUUCACAUCAGAACAUCACAGUUACAGACGAUACCGUUGCCAUGGCACUGAGACGAGGACACAUCCGCUACCUGAAGGUGUGUGAGGUUCAGACGUCUCAGAGUGAUGUCAGAGACUGUAAAGGAGCCGCUGGAAAGGAGCUGUAUGAUAACGGCUACAGCGAGCAGAUGAUGGAGGAUGAGGACGCCAGGACCAACCUGAUCGUGAACUACCUGCCCCAGAGCAUGAGUCAGGACGAGCUGCGCAGUCUGUUCAGCAGCGUGGGAGACGUGGAGUCGGCCAAACUGAUCCGGGACAAAGUGGCAGGUAACUCCUCCCGAAGUUCUGCAGAGCACCAGACAUCAGAGUACGACUGCGGCCACAGUUUAGGUUACGGCUUUGUUAACUUUGUUAACCCUAGUGAUGCAGAGAGGGCUAUCAGUACCCUCAAUGGCCUGAGGCUACAGUCUAAAACUAUCAAGGUUUCCUUCGCGCGGCCGAGUUCGGACACGAUUAAAGAUGCUAACCUGUACAUCAGCGGGCUGCCGCGCACGCUGAGUCAGCCCGACCUGGAGGACAUGUUCACUCGCUUCGGACACAUCAUCAACUCCAGAGUGCUGGUGGACCAGGCCUCAGGUCUGUCCAGGGGCGUGGCCUUCAUCCGUUUCGACAAGAGGUCGGAGGCCGAAGACGCCGUCAAACACCUGAACGGGCACACGCCCCCCGGUUGCUCCGAGCCAAUCACAGUCAAGUUCGCUGCCAACCCCAAUCAGGCCCGAAACUCCCAGAUGAUGUCACAGAUGUACCACGGCCAAUCACGGCGCUUCGGAGGCCCCGUCCACCACCAGGCGCAGAGGUUCAGGUUUUCUCCGAUGAGCGUGGACCACAUGGGCGGCGGCGGGGGCGGAGUCUCUGGCAGCGCGUCGGCCGGUUGGUGCAUCUUCAUCUAUAACCUGGGCCAGGACGCCGACGAGGCCAUCCUCUGGCAGAUGUUCGGCCCCUUCGGCGCCGUGGUCAACGUCAAGGUCAUCCGAGACUUCAACACCAACAAGUGCAAAGGCUUCGGCUUCGUUACCAUGACGAACUACGAGGAGGCCGCCAUGGCGAUCCACAGCCUCAACGGGUACCGGCUGGGGGACAAAGUCCUGCAGGUGUCCUUCAAAACCAGCAAGGGACACAAGUAGAGAGGGGGGGAGAAUGGGGGGAGGGUAAGAAGAAACGAACGAGUCCGAUAGAUUUUCUUUUUCAGUUUUCAUCAGUUUUGUCGAUAUAAUCGAUAAAUAUUUUCUCCCAGCAUGCCCUGUUUGUGUUCGGCUGUAUGACAUCAUUGUUGCUAAAAGUUCUUCUGAAUAUUGUGAAGUUUGAGCCAAGAUGGCGGCCUGAGAGAGAGAGAGAGAGAGAGAGAGGAAGUGUAAAUCAGCCGGUCAGUUAUUUUCUUGUUUUAAUGUAUAGAAAUACUUCAUCACGUUCAACAGACAUUACAGAAUAUUAAAUAUAUGAUUACUCUUUUUCUAAUGAUGUCCAACUAUCAUCUCAACUCAGUUUGUUCUAAACUUUUUCUUUUUAACAUUUCUACAGAAGUCUGUCGGAGAGUUUCUGCAGAAACAGAUUUUAUUUCCUGCUUCUGGUGGACUAAACCAUUCAUACGUAGGGGUUCUUCUUCUCUGGUUUUUCAUUUGUAAUCUGUUUUUGAGUUGCAGCUCCAUUGUGAUGUUGGACUGUUCAUUCAAUAAUAAAUCUGCUUAUGUAAACUUUCCUGUGAUGUAUUUUUACUGCAUGUUUUUCUGACGUCUUUUAAAGUUUACUGGGAAAUAUUUACGAUGAACAUUAAACUUUUCCCCCUUAAAGAUA